Messenger RNA from Salvelinus fontinalis (brook trout), 2500 nucleotides. RefSeq names its product zinc finger protein 135-like. The transcript is spliced from 2 exons. Bases 1 to 1281 code for a protein of 426 amino acids. Gene Ontology annotation, molecular function: DNA-binding transcription factor activity, RNA polymerase II-specific; RNA polymerase II cis-regulatory region sequence-specific DNA binding. Gene Ontology annotation, biological process: regulation of transcription by RNA polymerase II. Lineage: Eukaryota; Metazoa; Chordata; Actinopteri; Salmoniformes; Salmonidae. The record is from RefSeq and is a predicted model, not a curated record.
AUGUUACUACUAAUGAAGAGUCUCUCCAGAUCAGAACACCUCAAGAAACACCAGCAGAGAUCCACAGGGAAGGGAACUCACUGCUGCUCUGACUGUGGGAAGAGAUUCACCUCAUCAGGCAUUACAAUUCAUCAGAGAACACACACAGGAGAGAAACCCUAUAGCUGUGGUCAAUGUGGGAAGAGAUGUACUACAUUUGGCCAGCUGACUCAACACCAGAGAAUACACACAGGAGAGAAACCCUAUAGCUGUGGUCAAUGUGGGAAGAGUUUUGGUGCAUCUAGAGAUCUGACAGUGCACCAGAGAACACACACAGGAGAGAAACCUUAUAGUUGUGGUCAAUGUGGGAAGAGUUUUACUACAUCUGGCCAGCUGACAUUACAACAGAGAACACACACAGGAGAGAAACCUUAUAGCUGUGAUCAAUGUGGGAAGAGUUUUACUACAUCUGGCCAGCUGACAUUACACCAGAGAACACACACAGGAGAGAAACCUUAUAGCUGUGAUCAAUGUGGGAAGAGUUUUACUACAUCUGGCUCUCUGACUGUACACCAGAGAACACACACAGGAGAGAAACCGUAUAGCUGUGGUCAAUGUGGGAAGAGUUUUGGUCAAUCUAGCACUCUGACUCUACACCAGAGAAUACACACAGGAGAGAAACCGUAUAGCUGUGGUCAAUGUGGGAAGAGUUUUGGUGCAUCUAGCACUCUGACUCUACACCAGAGAAUACACACAGGAGAGAAAUCUUAUAGCUGUGGUCAAUGUGGGAAGAGUUUUGCUCGAUCUGGCCACCUGACAUUACACCAGAGAACACACACAGGAGAGAAACCUUAUAGCUGUGGUCAAUGUGGGAAGAGUUUUACUACAUCUAGCAAUCUGACUGUACACCAGAGAACACACACAGGAGAGAAAUCUUAUAGCUGUGGUCAAUGUGGGAAGAGUUUUGGUCGAUCUGACCAAUUGACAUCACACCAGAGAACACACACAGGAGAGAAACCUUAUAGUUGUGGUCAAUGUGGGAAGAGUUUUGGUCAAUCUAGCACUCUGACUCUACACCAGAGAAUACACACAGGAGAGAAAUCUUAUAGCUGUGGUCAAUGUGGGAAGAGUUUUGGUCGAUCUGACCAACUGACAUCACACCAGAGAACACACACAGGAGAGAAACCUUAUAGUUGUGGUCAAUGUGGGAAGAGUUUUGGUCAAUCUAGCACUCUGACUCUACACCAGAGAAUACACACAGGAGAGAAACCUUAUGUUCAGUGUGACAAAAUACAUACAUGAAGGAGUUAUUUUGUGAUAUCAAUGAAUUCAUGUCACAAUGUAGAAUGUUUUAACAUCGUAGUAUGAGUAUUUUAAGGAGUUUCUCAAUGUAGAACCCUAAUUCAAUUGAUUUCAGCGUGAUAUGGAUAUUAGCCUUGGGAAAAAUCCAGGCUCUGAAUGAAAAGAGUACUAUUUAUGUGAUUUAUCAAAAAGUGACUAACACAAAAAGAGCUUUUGUUACACUUACCACGUUGGUGACCCACUUGAAUCAAAAUGCAACACUUCUAAAUGUAGCCAACUGUUUUCUACAGAUUGUCCUCUAACCAGGGAUGUACACAUUAUUCCCAGAUUCCGUGUGGUUUUUGAGCUGUUAGUUUUAACAGGACGUGCAACCUCAUAUCCCUUCUGUCACACAAUUGAUUUCAACGUGAUAUCGAUGAGUGAUGACAAAUAUGUGUUGUGUUCCUUUGUUUAGUGACCCCUAAAUUUAAAUGCAUCACUCCCAAAUGUAGCUGACUGUCUUCUGCAGGUUGUCCUCUAACCAGUGAGGCGAAAUAUAUCUCCCAUUUCCAUGUGUUUUUUUAGUUGUUCGUUUCAACAUCAUGUACAUCCUGAUUUCCCCCCUAAUCGAUAUCAGUAAUUUAUACAUAUUACUUUAUGUUCUAUAUUAUACAUACAAUACAUAUGAACAGACAUUUGGUUUUGAUAUUUCAUAUUUCCAAUUCAUGUAACAUUUAGUCAUCAUAAUUAUUUAAGUAAUCAACUGACAAUUUUCGGGUAUAAUUAUAUUGACGCUGUUGCCCUUCUUUUAGAAUAUCAGGGUUCAUGUUCAGAUGUGCCAACCCAAAUGUACUAGAGCAUGACAUUGGGGACUGGGUCUUCCUGUCUUUAAGUUUGGUGUGGGUUUUUCUUUUGUUUCCCUCUUCUUGGGCAGAUUUAGUGGGACUCAUGGGUGGUGUCUUUUAUGUCCCAGUUGUUGUUACUAGUCAACUUUCAAUCGACACCCCCAUAGUGUCUUUGAGAACCCCUCCUAAAAAACAAGCUUAUAUUUUGGGUUGGAUAUUGCAUCCAAUUAGUGUUUUAAUCAAUGGCAUUUCCUUAGAAUGCUCAUUGGUCUUUCAGUUGUUAAUCUUCUGUUUGUUGUGUACCAAAUAUUUUUGUUUAUUUUCAUUGUUUUCUCCUGUGAAGCCAUUAUGUUGCAUCCAUGUCUGAAAUGUGCUGUAUAAAUAAAACUUGAUUU